UUCGCUAUUAUCCAUCCAUUCCACAAUUAAUAUCCCAAAUCGUAUUUAUCAAACUUGGUUUUUAUGAAUACGUCCUUUAUGAAUGGCUACCAAUAAAAAGGUGUGGCUAUUGUGAAAAUUCUUAAAACAGCCAAUCACGUUUGACCGUUGAAAUUUUUAAAUCCACCAUUUAACAAUUUUCACAAAAUCUGUGUAUAAUUCAUAGGGAGAACAGUGUGUACUCAUCAUAGUGUGUUAACUUUUUUUUUGAUUUAAAUCGAUAGCAUAACAUGUUGUUUUUCUGUCAAAAUUCUGUCAAAUCAAAAUAAAAUUGGCAUAAUCAUCAAUCACAAUGAAGAGAUCGGGAUCGGAAAAAAAUGAUUCCCAUAUUGUGUCCAAAUCACCACGGUUACUAAAUUCGGGUAAUGAUGAAAUUGAUUCACUCGAAAUCAGAAAUCAAAUCAAAGUUUGUGUCCGUAUUCGCCCAUUGAAAUCAAUUGAAUUGGAAAACAAUACUAAAUCAAUAAUCGAAUUUAUCGAUAAAUCAGCGCUUGUAUUCGAUCCAUAUAAAGAAGAUAAUCGAUAUGAAUAUCAUGGAAAACGAUAUAAAGAAAUUGGCAAAAAAGCGAAUAAAAAUUUAAAAUUUAAUUUUGAUCGUGUUUUCAAUAAUGACGAAGAUAAUCUUACUGUUUAUAGUGAAACUACAAAAAAUUUGGUCACUUCUUUACUUGCUGGCUAUAAUUGUUCCGUGUUUGCAUAUGGCUCAACUGGUUCUGGUAAAACCCAUACUAUGCUUGGCUCAUCAGAUGAUCCUGGUGUUGUUUUUUGCACCAUCAUGGACCUAUACAAACAUAUUGAGGAAAAAAAAGAUCGAAAUCUUGAGCUGAAAAUUUCCUAUUUCGAAAUCUAUAAUGAAGUUAUUUAUGAUCUACUUGAUCCAAAAUCCGGCAAGCCAUUAUCUGUUCUAGAGAAUGUUAAUAAAAGUAUUAACGUUCAAAAUCUUUAUGUUUAUCAACCAAAAAAUGCAGCAGAUCUGAUUGAACAGCUUGAAUUUGGCAAUAAAAAUCGUAAACAACAUCCAACCGAUGCCAAUUCCGAAUCAUCACGUUCACAUGCCGUAUUUCAGAUUACAUUACAACGUAAAGAUUUUUCCAAUGAUCAAAGAAUGGCUAUUCAGGUUUCGAAAAUGAGUUUAAUCGAUCUGGCUGGAAGUGAACGAGCAACGAAUGCAUAUAAAACAUAUCGAAGUAAUAGUUUACAUCGUGAAGGCGGUAAUAUUAAUAAAUCAUUACUAUCAUUGGGUAAUUGUAUUCAUGCAUUGACAAGUAAGAAGAAAAAUGUCUACGUUCCAUAUCGUAGUUCGAAAUUGACAUUGAUUUUACGUGAUUCAUUGGGUGGUAAUUGUCAAACAGUAAUGAUUGCAACGGUUUCACCAUCAGCAAAUCAAUAUGAAGAAAGUCAUAGUACAUUGAUUUAUGCGGAACGAGCUCAAGGCAUACAAUUGAAUGCCCAUAAGAAUAGUAUAUUGGUUGAUGUUAAACCACGAGAUUAUAAAUGUGUGAAUGAAAAUUUGUACAGAGAAAAUGCUAAACUGCUUAAAAUAAAAGAAGACCUUGAACAACAAUUGGAAAAAUAUAAGAAUCACGAGAAAUUUGUUCCGGAUAAUCCAAUCAAUGCAUCGAUGGAUUCAUUGGCUAAAUUAAAUUCGGUCAAAGAGAAUUUGGAUCAUCUUUUCGAACAACGUAUCGAAUUGCGUUCGGAACUUUUGAAAUGUGAACAUAAUCUAAAAUUGUUGGAUUUUCGAUCAGAAUACCGUAAAUAUGAAAAUGAACGAUUAAAAUUAUUGAACAUUCUCGGUGAAGAAAAUCAAUCUGACCAUUCAAAAGGAUUACAUUCGAUUUAUGAGCAAACAUCGUAUUAUUCAAACCUAAAAUCAUCGAUCGAAAAAGAGGUGGAAGAAAACGAAAAUAAAAUAAUGAAAUUUGAAAAUGAUCUAAUGGCCAACACCGAUAACGAUAUGAUUGUACAAACUUAUUUUGAGAAAAAUCAUACUAUUCUUGAAAAGAAAGAAAUGAAAUUCAAUCGAGAACAUCAACGAAAAAUGAUGAAAGAAUUCUUUUCAAAAUAUUAUGCAUUUGAAGAAUUUGAUGGAGAUUUUUUGGAUUUCAUUUAUAAAUAUAAAUCAUAUGAUAUAUUGAAUGAUAAGGGAAAAUUAUCGGAUGAAAUGGAUGAAAAAUUUCGAUCGAUCGUGCAUAAGAUAAAAGGUAAAAAGAAUGUCAUAUGGCGUGAUGAUAUUGAUCCAACAUCUAUAAACAGAAUGAAAAAAAUGUUACAACUUUUCUCAUUGCCCGUUUAUGAUGUUACAUUGAAUAAUACACCGGAAAUUAAACGAAAUUUAGUAGCCAUACGUGAUAUAACACCACGUUUAUUACGUCCAAUACAGAAUCGUAAUGUAACACCUAUACAUAUUGGACAAAUGAAUCAUCAAAAUCUUGGCAAUACAAUAAAUAUAUCUCGUAAUGUAGCUAUUCAUUCAUCUGGACAAAAACAACAAUCAAUACACUAUCGCGAUAAACCAUCACAACGUUAUUAUAAUAAUAAUAAUAAUAUUUCAAAAUAUUAUAAUCAAUCACUAACAUCAAUAGAUAAUCAUCAUCAGCCAUGGCCCCCAUCAUCUGUUGGCGGUGGUUCGCAACGAAAACAAAGACAUGGCUAUCGUAAUAAUAAAUACAAUUAUAACGGUGGUGUUUCGAAUUUUCAACAAUCAAAUUCACGACCGUCGGAAGAUAAUUUUGGUUAUAAUCAAAAUAUUCGACCUAGAUUUCGUGUAUAAAUAAUAAUCUACAAUGUACAACAAAUUUCAUCUGAUUAGAUAAAAACUACAUUAUGAAUAUCAUAUUCUCUACAUUGAUUAAUGUUUUUAAAUUAAGAUUAAGAUUUAUUAUCAAUUGGGU
Messenger RNA from Dermatophagoides farinae (American house dust mite), 2933 nucleotides. RefSeq names its product kinesin-like protein KIF18A. The record is from RefSeq and is a predicted model, not a curated record. Gene Ontology annotation, biological process: microtubule-based movement. Lineage: Eukaryota; Metazoa; Arthropoda; Arachnida; Sarcoptiformes; Pyroglyphidae. Gene Ontology annotation, molecular function: microtubule motor activity; microtubule binding; ATP binding.